Ilex paraguariensis (yerba mate) is the source of this 972-nucleotide messenger RNA. The record is from the annotation of a GenBank genome assembly. NCBI's taxonomy places the organism in Eukaryota, Viridiplantae, Streptophyta, Magnoliopsida, Aquifoliales, Aquifoliaceae.
AUGAAGUUCAGCUCAUUGAUAGUGCUGAGGCCUGUUUGUUUCUUCAUUGUUCUGCCAUUUGUAGUACUGCUGCUACCCGGUUUGGUGAUCCCAUUUUGGAUUACCAAGGUCAGAAGAGUUGAAGAUGAAGUGAAAUUGAUUUCACACCAAAACCUACUCUCAGAAAUUGAAAAUAUAGCUGCGGUGUUUAUUCCGAUGAAUUCAUCGGCAACCAAUUUAGUGAGAGUUUUUAGUUCAUCUAUCGACGAACCCGAACUUCCAUUCUCUAGUAUUGAAACCAAGGUGGCUCCUGUACUGUUUCAAGCAUUAUCAACAAUCCCACACCUAUUACAGAUUUCACACAUUGGAUUAUAUGGUUUUUUCUUCUCGUACUACACAAAAGGUGAUCAACCUUUUGCUCCGGUAAACCGGGACACCGGGAAGCUAUACGGUGAAGCUGUGGAGUCUCUUCCAUUGGUUACAGUUAAGGCAAGCUGGUUUCAAGAAGCUCUGAAUAGCACAAAUGGGAAUGCUUCAAUAGGAACUGGGUGGAUUAACGGUCAAGAUCUUCUGUUCCUUAACACGGUGGGUAUGGAUGGAAGAGGAGCUAUCUCUCUAGGGUUUCCAGUGAAAUCAGUAUUGGAUUUCUUCUCCGGUGUAAGUCGCAAUGGAGGAAGCUUGUAUUUGGCAACAAUGGAUGGGAAAGUACUCGGUGAAGGGAUCCCAAAUACCCACAUGGUUCUUGUUGGUAAUUCGGUUUCAAUUCAAUUGCUGAAACCAAACGGUGAUCAAAUAGGCCAGGUUGGUAAUGUUACAUGUGAACCCAAUGAUGGUGCCUUAAGAGCUUCUAUCUUGAACAUUUGGGAGAUGAAGUUUAUGUUUUAUUGCUCACCGAUGGAAAUCCAAAUCCUUGGAGUGCAAUCGGUAUGUUUCAAUUCAAUGCUUUGGAAAUUUCGGCCAUUUUUUGUUUGCGUUCCAAAAAAUAAUAUUUGA